Rosa rugosa (rugosa rose) is the source of this 1426-nucleotide messenger RNA. Its product is annotated as large ribosomal subunit protein uL1c. Gene Ontology annotation, cellular component: large ribosomal subunit. The coding region runs from base 67 to 1143 and encodes 358 amino acids. NCBI's taxonomy places the organism in Eukaryota, Viridiplantae, Streptophyta, Magnoliopsida, Rosales, Rosaceae. The transcript is spliced from 7 exons. Gene Ontology annotation, biological process: translation. The record is from RefSeq and is a predicted model, not a curated record. Gene Ontology annotation, molecular function: structural constituent of ribosome; RNA binding.
UAGCUUCAUUUCAAAGAGACAAAAACACAGAGACACAGAGAGAGAGCUCUCUCCAUAACAACAACAAUGGCUACAAGUACCAGACCCUCCUCUUCUCUGAUGCUGACGUGCGCCUCCUCCUCCUCCGUAUUCCCACAAGACCUGACUCCCUCACUCGUCUCCUUCAAGCCCAAAAAGCCUCUCUUCACAACUUUCUCUCUCUGCCCACUCGUGUUGAGGCCUAGACAGAAAAGGGUCAGUCUCAGUUUCUUAAAGGAACCCAAAAAGUCUGAGCCUUUCCAUGUCAUCUCGGCUGCUCUGACUACCGAGGCACAGGUGGACGAGGCUGUGGAAGAAGAAGCAGCACUCAAAGAAGGUGAUGGGUCUGCUCCUCCUGUUCCUGUUUCAAAGCCCAAGAAAGGGAAAGCUGCAUUGCUUUUGAAGAGAGACAGAACAAGGUCCAAAAGAUUCUUGGAAAUUCAAAAAUUGAGGGAAACUAAAAAAGAGUAUGAGGUGAAGCCAGCUAUAGCUUUACUGAAAGAAAUGUCGAGUGCAAAAUUUGUAGAAACUGCUGAAGCCCAUUUCCGCCUCAACAUUGAUCCAAAAUAUAAUGACCAACAGCUAAGGGCAACUGUUAAUCUGCCCAAGGGAACUGGACAAACUGUUAAGGUGGCUGUUCUUACUCAAGGUGAAAGGUUUGAGGAGGCCAAAAACGCUGGAGCAGAUUUGGUUGGUGGAGAUGAUUUGAUACAGCAGAUAAAAGAAGGAUUCAUGGAAUUUGACAAGUUAAUUGCUUCACCAGAUAUGAUGCCCAAGGUUGCUAGCCUUGGAAAGAUUCUAGGACCAAGAGGGCUCAUGCCAAAUCCAAAAGCUGGUACUGUGACUCCUAAUAUACCCCAGGCCAUAGCAGAAUUCAAACAAGGGAAAGUUGAAUACAGAGCUGACAAAACUGGGAUAGUUCACUUACGCUUUGGAAGAGCCGACUUUCCUGAAGAAGAUCUUCUUGUAAACCUGCUCGCCGCAAUUAAAUCAGUAGAAACAAAUAAGCCUCCAGGUGCAAAGGGUGUUUACUGGAAGAGUGCACAUAUAUGCUCAUCGAUGGGCCCUUCGAUUAAGCUAAACAUAAGGGAGAUGCUUGAUUUCAAGCUUCCAGCAAGUGCUUGAAGAACUAACACAUGUACAUGUUGUCUUUAAAUUGUUUAUUCAACCUCUUGGAUGCCACUGUUAAAUCUUUGCGAAUGUAGUUAGUAAAGAUGCUAGGAGAGGAAGGCGGAUGAAGAGAGGGUGGCCUUGAUGUUGUGUCAGGGUUGACUCUGUCUCAUAAAGAGCAUACAGUUUCUUCUACACUGGGUGAGGAAGGCCAUGUACUUUUGUGAACAACUAUUACUCAAAUCACUUUUGAUUUUUGUUUAUCAAUUGAGGAAGAAUUUGCAAUUCUUGCGUAGUA